AUGGACCCCACGCACUCGGUUGUUGCUAAGAUCGCCGAGGAUGCCCGUAGUGAGAGCAUGGGCUCCCAGAAUUCCCAGACCGCGAAAGAGUUUAUUGAGUCCCAGCUUCAACUAGAGGCAGAUGCGCGCGAGGCUCUUCCUUAUGCCUUUGACUCUUGCACAUAUGACCUUGGGCCAUUGCGACAGGUCCUCUUUGCGUGUCUCACCUGCAAUCCUCCUCCUACCGACUCCAACGAAUUCUACACUGCCGCUGCCGUGUGUUACUCGUGCUCGAUCGCUUGUCACGGCGAGCAUACUCUAGUCGAGCUCUUCAACAAGCGCAACUUUGUCUGCGACUGUGGAACCACCCGUUUACCAUCAUCUUCUUGCUGCACACUUCGUGAAGACCCGGCAACCGGCAAGAAGGGCGUGCACUCCCAAAAGGCUGCAGCAGGCAACGCAUACAACCAUAAUUUUCGCAAUCAGUUCUGUGGCUGCGGCGAACAGUACGAUGCGUAUUCGGAAAAGGGAACAAUGUACCAGUGUCUGGGACUUGGCACCGUCGAGACCGGAGGCUGCGGCGAGGACUGGUGGCACCCGGAGUGUCUCAUCGGCUUGUCGCGUGAUUGGAACAAGGCUGCCCCCAAGGUCAGUGGACAUGGCGGCGGUGAUGCCACCAAAGACGCUCCAGCAGAGGACGAAGAAGAUAUACUCCCACCUGGGUUUCCCGCGGAGGAUGAUUUCGACCAUCUGAUCUGCUUCAAAUGCAUCGAUUCUAACCCCUGGAUUAAGCCCUAUGCGGGCACUCCUGGUUUCUUGCCGCCAGUUUUCCGGGAAGGUGGGCUCAAGAAGGUCUCAAAUGUGGCCGAGGAUCUCUCUGUACCAGCCACUGAGCCCAAGGAGAUCGAACCUAAGGACCAGGAGAAGACCGAACACUCAAAAAAGCGCAAGGCAGAUGACGAGGGCACCAUUGAAGGAGAGCGUGUUACCAAGCGAACUAAAGAAGAAGAAGAAGAGGUUUCUGUCGAGGAACAGCCAUCGAAGGCCGUGAAGGAAGAGGAGCCCACCAAGAAAGAAAGUGAUGCUUCUAAAAAGCCAUCCGCCCCCAAGCACACGGAGCUCCCCAAGUCCACUCCAGUGGAAUCGUUCUCCCUCUUCGCCUUGGAUGAUUUUCAUGGUCAGCUGUGCCGAUGCGCAGAGUGCUUCCCCAAGCUGGUUCCCCACCCCCAGCUUCGCGAAGAAGAGGAUACAUAUGAGCCUCCCAUGUCUGACGACGGCCAGGCAAAUGGUGCCGCCAGUGUCGGGACGGGCAGCAUCUACGAUCGUGGCGAAGCAGCACUCAACAACAUGGAUCGGGUGCGUGCCAUCGAGGGCGCAAUGGCAUACAACCAUCUGCGUGACAAACUUAAGGUGUUCCUGCAGCCCUUCGCUGAGAGUGGGCAGGCUGUCAGCGCGGAAGAUAUUAAAGGCUACUUCGAGGCGCUGCGUGGUGACGAGCAGGGCAUCAAAGAUGCCGCUAACCACGCUUCUACCGUGGGCGGUGACGGCAAGGAUGAUACCAGCGGAGACAAGCGACAUGAACAGAAUGGUGAGUGA
Messenger RNA from Penicillium hordei, 1575 nucleotides. Its product is annotated as putative metaphase-anaphase transition protein (Mlo2). Bases 1 to 1575 code for a protein of 524 amino acids. NCBI's taxonomy places the organism in Eukaryota, Fungi, Ascomycota, Eurotiomycetes, Eurotiales, Aspergillaceae. The record is from RefSeq and is a predicted model, not a curated record. The transcript has 3 exons. Gene Ontology annotation, cellular component: cytoplasm. Gene Ontology annotation, molecular function: ubiquitin protein ligase activity; zinc ion binding.